Messenger RNA from Synchiropus splendidus (mandarinfish), 3867 nucleotides. RefSeq names its product kinesin-associated protein 3-like. Bases 733 to 3057 code for a protein of 774 amino acids. Gene Ontology annotation, molecular function: kinesin binding. Gene Ontology annotation, cellular component: ciliary transition zone; axoneme; kinesin II complex. Gene Ontology annotation, biological process: cilium organization; microtubule-based movement. The transcript has 20 exons. The record is from RefSeq and is a predicted model, not a curated record. Lineage: Eukaryota; Metazoa; Chordata; Actinopteri; Syngnathiformes; Callionymidae.
CGACGAACAUGUUACCAGUCUGAUGGGGUAAAGUAGAAAUGACCUGCAGUGUCUGUAAAUGCACAAAUUGCCAUAAAUAAAUAAAUAAAUAAAAACAAAGACUGAAUUAACAAUUUAUUAUUAAUUAUUUAAUGACAAUGAUAUAGUUUUAACAAAUGACACGUUAGUUAUUUAACAAAUUAUUUCGGAAAAAAACUAAAAGAAGAAAUAAUUUUCAAAUAAAAAAGGAUAUUCCUCUCAUUUUAUCAUGUAAGAUCGGAACAGAGCAGACAACUGUACUGGUUAAUGGAUUGUCUUUAAUCUAAAAGACAAGGUCAGGAAAUUGAUGCAGUGAGAUUCAGGAGAAAACUCCUUAAAGGAACGGGAUUAAAUGUCCUUUUAGCUCGGUUAGUUUUCUUCCGCGAGUAAUGACUAGCAGGCUCCCACUGGAAAACACUGUAAUAAGCAAACUCCUAUGUCAAACCGGAAUGUGUACAAUGUUGCUCUUCUUAGAAUUCUAUUCACUGUCCCGUUAAAGGAAAGCUAUGAUUUAGAAUUUUUAAAAAAAAAGUGAAACCUGCGAGACAAAUCACUGGGAAUAUUAGCACCAAUCACACACACACACACACGCCUUCAGUUCACCACCGCGAUGUUUGCAGCGAAACCAUCAUCAGGAUAUUAGCGUAUAUUAUUCUGUCGUUUGUGACCACGACAAACAUUUGUUCAGAAUAGCAAGAACUCAGCUUGUGGAAGAUGCAGGAUGACGCGUGCUAUCUGAAACGGAAAGUGACGCCUGGCAGCUUGGAUGUCCAUCCCACUGAGAAGGCACUUGUGGUCCACUAUGAGGUGAAAGCGUCCAUACUGGGAGAGAGUGGUGGACAGAUGGUGGGAGAACGUAAAGAGGGCCAAAAAAUCAUUCGUGUGAAAAGCCUCUCUCCAAGCACAGAUGUGGGAGCUCUGGCAAAGAAAGUGGUGGAGGAAUGUAAACUCAUUCCUCCAUCCCGUUUGCCUCAGGUAGAGCAGCUUCUCUACUACUUACAGAACAGGAAACCAUCCCCAGUAGAAAGCAAAGCCAUGAAAAAAGAAAAGAGGCCAGAUAAGCCCAAAGUUCUGACUGCUUUUGAUGGAUUAGAGUUAAAUGAGGAUGCCAGUGUCACUCGUGUGGAUGAGUAUGUGGAGCUGCUUUAUGAAGGCAUCCCAGAGAAGAUCAGAGGCUCAGCUCUCAUUCUGAAGCUUGCCCGCAAUCCUGACAACCUGGAGGAGCUGCUGCACAAUGAGGCUGCUAUUGGUGCCCUGGCCCGAGUUUUGCGAGAGGACUGGAAGCAGAGUGUGGAACUAGCUACCAUUAUCAUUUACAUUUUUUUCUGCUUUUCAAGUUUCUCUCAGUUCCACGGAGUAGUGAGUCACUAUAAAAUUGGAGUACUAUGUAUGUCUGUGGUGGAACAUGAGCUGAAGAGACAUGAUGUGUGGCGAGAAGAACUCUCCAAGAAGAGCAAAGCUUGUGAGUCUGCGCCAGAGAACGGAUCUCUCAGGAGGGAUCAGGAUAAAUCUUUGAGGAAGUACCACAGUCUGCUGGCCAAGCAGGAGCAACUGCUCAGAGUGGCUCUAUACCUUCUGUUGAAUCUUGCCGAGGACACAAGGACAGAGCUUAAGAUGAGGAAUAAGAACAUAGUGGGUCUGCUGGUGAGGGUUCUGGAACGAGAUGAUGAAGAGUUGCUGGUCCUGGUGGUGUCCUUUCUGAAAAAGCUGUCCAUCUUCCUGGAAAACAAAAACGACAUGGCUGAGCUGGACACUCUGGAGAGAUUGGCUCGUCUGGUUCCCUGUGAAAAUGAAGACCUUCUGAAUUUAGUCCUACGUCUUCUGCUAAACCUGUCCUUUGAUACUGGACUCAGAGCCAAAAUGGUGGAAGUGGGAUUGCUGCCCAAUCUUGCAGCUUUGUUAGCUGAUGAAAACAACGGCGGACCAGCUCUGAGCAUCCUCUAUCACAUCAGCAUGGAGGACCGCUUCAGACCCAUGUUCGUCUACACUGGCUGCAUACCCCAGCUCAUGCAAAUGCUGUUUUCUCAUGGUGAGGGAGAAUUUGAAGCUACCCUCAUCUCCAUAUGCGUCAACCUGGCAGCUAAUAAGAUGAGCGCCCAGCUCAUGUGUGAAGAAAACAGCUUGUCCACUCUCAUGAGGAGAGCUCUCCGAAUGAAGGACUGUCUUUUGAUGAAGAUGAUCAGAAACAUCUCUCAACAUGACGGGCCCACAAAAGCAUUGUUUAUUGCUUAUGUGGGUGACCUUGCUGCUGAAAUCCGGGCAGAGCAGGACGAGGCCUGGGUUCUAGAGUGUCUCGGUACACUGGCUAACCUCACAAUCCCUGAACUGGACUGGGAAUUGGUGCUGAAGGAAUACAACUUGGUGCCCUUUCUUAAAGAGAAACUGAGACAUGGCUCAGCAGAGGAUGAUCUAAUCCUAGAAGUGGUCAUAUUGAUCGGAACAGUGUCCAUGGACGACGCCUGUGCAGCCAUGUUGGCAAAAUCUGGAGUUAUCCCUGCUUUGAUUGAGCUUCUCAAUGCACAACAGGAAGACGACGAAUUUGUCUGUCAGAUCGUUUAUGUUUUUUACCAGAUGGUUUUUCAUCAGGCCACUCGAGACGUUAUCAUCAAAGAUACUCAAGCUCCAGCUUACCUGAUAGAUCUGAUGCAUGACAAGAAUGCUGAGAUCAGAAAAGUGUGUGACAACACUCUGGAUAUUAUUGCUGAAUAUGAUGAAGAGUGGGGGAGAAAGAUCCAGUCUGAGAAGUUCCGUUUCCACAACAACCAGUGGUUGGAGAUGGUGGAGAGUCUCCAAAUCGAUGAGUCUGAGCCAUAUCUGUACGAUGACGACAGGACGGAUCUAUUCUACAGUGCAGAUGGGAUCACUCCAGUCGAUGGGUCAAGCAACUCAGAUUUUUUCAGUGACCUUCAUGCUCAGAAUGGAGAUUAUCUGCCUGGAGACGCCCUGGAUGUGUUUGACCAGACCUGCUCCACGUCAGGGCGACCUGCGACUGCGUACGGCUUCAGACCUGACGAACAACCCCUGUAUCAGUAUACAUAGAGUCGCGCUCACGCACACUUCCAGACACAGCAUGUCCAAAUUACAGCUUUCACACCUCUACUAAAACCACCUCUUUUUAACAGGUCUAUUGAAGAUUUCAGUUGCUAUUCCUCUAAACUUCAGGAAUAGUUAAGUAUAGUUGCAUUUAUUUUGUCAGUACUCUUGCCAAAUGUUAGUAUUUAAGUUGUAUAGAAGUUUUAUAAGUCACUUUUUUUAUUUGUAACCCUUGAAAUGACACCACUGGCCUGUAUAACUAUUGCUAUGUGUUGUUAAACAUUCCAACUGUACUCAUUUUGGAACGUCAUGUUGAUCAGAAGUAACAGUUGGGUGCGUUCGAAAUCAGCCUGGCGCAGGAGCAGGUCUGAUCGGCAUCUCAAUGCAUUGGGGAAGGCAGAGUGUUUAGCGUGGCUCUGAAGUUGGUCAACAGAAAAAGAUCAUUAGGUCCCUUCCACAUGAACAUGGUCAGACACAGUUGAUGAAAUUCAAGUGCUCUGUGAUUUUCAGAAGACCCAGAGUUCAGCAGUGUUUCAGUGAUCAUCACUGUCCUAGACUUUCCUUUAGUAAGCUAUUAUUGUGUUCAUCAGCAUCGAUCCACAGCUUGGAAAUGUAUCAGACAAGUUACAUCAGUAGUAAUAAACUUAAGAAUCUUUUGCUUCACCUCAUGAGACUCUUUCUCCCUUCUGUGAGUGUUUUGUUGUCACUUCCGCCUGAGACACAGUGUGCUACUACAUCCAGAGUGUCCACCCCCAUGGUGAUCAUCAUCAUCGCCUGGUAUCUCAAGCUAUCGCCGAUCAUGUAGGCGACGCUCGA